UACGAUGUAACUAGUCAGACAGGCUGCGUUGCACAAGCUAGGCUUUAAUUCACAUUACAAGAUAUGUGGAGUCAGGAAUGGCAAAUAAAGGAAGCAAGGCAUAUUAACAUAACAGUGUUUCCUACUAUCCAUUUUGUGGUCUGACAGUUUUGUACGUCUACAGCAAAACCAGCAGUUUGAAAGAAAUGUACCAUCAAGCAGAAGCCCCAGGACAGAGUAAUAAGGAAAUGGAGGAAGUGUUUAUGCAUUUGUACCGAGAAUUCAAAAAGCUGGAAAAUGUGUGUAUUAAACAGCGAGAAAUGCUCAUCAGACUUACUGCAGAGAAAGACUACAACAAGGACUUACCCAUCUCCAUGCCAAUUCAGUGCACAGAUGAAGACAACUCAAGACAAUCUGACAUACUUUUUGUCAGAGUCCAGGAAAAGGAGACCAGAUUAAAUGCGCACUGUUCACCCUCUACAGUACCUAAGAGGUCAACCAUAUGUAAGGUUAAAUCUGCAGAUAAUGCUACUGCUGUCCAGUUUUCUGGUUCUGACAACAGAUUUCCUCCAGGAACAGCACAAUCCACUUAUGUUGACAGCCACUGUCAACACGGUCCCGGGAACUGCUUUUGUUUAAAUAAGAACAAUAUGAAUGAUACUGCAAAAGUGAAACCCACUUCCUCUCAGUUUCUUAAAGUGAGUGACAGCGCUGUAGAUCAUGGAAACAACAGUAUUAAAUAUUCCGCAGUAAAGAUGAUGACGGGUCCGAAUCAUCUGGCUCCAAACCUGGGAGGAUACAUUCAUUUAGAUGAGCUGUAUGUAUCGCCUGUUCAUAGCCUGCAUUCCAGAAGUGUUUACAGUCACAUCAGCCCAAGUAAUUCAACAGAGCCAAAAGGACCAUGUCAGGUACCAUGCACUACUGCACACAUACCUGGAGAUUGCGCUGUAGCACACGUACAUGGUGAGCUCCUGAUGUCAGACACCAGCAUGAACUCUUGGGUCUGCAGUUUCUGCCAUGCAGUUUUUCCAGCAGGAGCUGCGACACGGGGUGAAUACUUGCGGCAUAUCACGGCACACAUAGAAGGUGACUGA
Molecule: messenger RNA, 1073 nt
Organism: Protopterus annectens (West African lungfish)
Lineage: Eukaryota; Metazoa; Chordata; Ceratodontiformes; Protopteridae
Exons: 5
Coding region: 186-1073 (295 amino acids)
Biological process (GO): canonical NF-kappaB signal transduction
Source: RefSeq, a predicted model, not a curated record